This is a messenger RNA of Penicillium manginii, 360 nucleotides long. RefSeq lists its product as uncharacterized. The coding region runs from base 1 to 360 and encodes 119 amino acids. The record is from RefSeq and is a predicted model, not a curated record. Lineage: Eukaryota; Fungi; Ascomycota; Eurotiomycetes; Eurotiales; Aspergillaceae. The transcript has a single exon.
AUGGUCCGGAAUCAUGCUAAUAUGUGUAUGGGUUACAGGCGAUUUUCCAAGCGCACGGACAACGCGGCAAGGCACGGUUUGGAAAUUGUACCCGCACCCGUUGAUCGCCCUCACAAGGUCCGAAUUAUCCAAGUAGAUGCGGAGAAUGGACAGUCGCGAGACAAGAAGCGCAGCAAAGAAGAUAUUGAUGUCACAUUCUUCAUUCAUGUGAAUGACUUCAAGCGUGGUCGGGCCAGCAUUGAGAUUACCAUGAAAGCCGUCUUUGUCAUCGAAGAUAGAGAGGACUGGUCAGGCGACGAAGAUAAAGAAGCGGCUCUUGAAAAGGGCUAUCGGCGAGGAGAAAAGCGAGCAGAGGAAUGA